AGGAUCAGCCUGGGCAUUAAGGCUCAUUUGAGAGCUGUGACAUUCACCUUGACUCUAGUGAAAGUCCAACAGCCCAUCCCCUUUUGGCUUCCAACUGGGCACCAUGAGGGCCUGUGUGCCCCUGAUAGUGGCCAUACUCUUCAGCCUGGCCUGGGCUGGAAAAUUAGAGUCCUGUGCAUCUCGCUGUGAUGAGAAAUUUCAGCGGGACGCUGCCUGCCAGUGUGACCGCCAGUGUCCCCGGCAUGGGGACUGCUGUGAAGACUAUGAGCACGUGUGUACUGGAGAAGAGGGCCCCGAAGAGCCAGAGCCAUUCCUGGAGCUGGAGGAAGAGCCGGUGGAGGCCCCAGCUGGCCACCUGUACUCGGCACCCAGCUCCUGCCGGGACCGCUGCCACGAGUCCUUCGACCGGCACCAACCAUGCCACUGUGAUCCCCGCUGCCCAGAGUUUGGGAACUGCUGCACGGAUUUCGAGAGCUUGUGUGGCCACGAGGGCUUCUCCUACAGCAGUGAUGCCAUAACCAAGGAGGAGCUACAGAGCAUCUCUGAGAAGAUCUACAGGGCGGAUGUCAACAAAGCCCAGAAGGCAGACAUCAUUCUCAACAGCCAAAACCGCAUUUCGCCCUCGGAGACCAGAGACCAAGUGGACCGCUGCCCAGAGCCGCUCUUCACCUACGUCAACGAGAAGCUGUUCUCCAAGCCUACCUACGCGGCCUUCAUUAACCUCCUCAACAACUACCAGCGGGCCACGGGCCGUGGGGAGCACUUCAGUGCCCAGCAGCUGGCUGAGCAGGAUGUCUUCCUCAGAGAGGUCAUGAGGACGGCGGUCAUGAAGGAACUCUAUGGCUUCCUCCGUCACCAGAACCGCUACGGCUCCGAACAAGAGUUUGUUGAUGACUUGAAGAACAUGUGGUUUGGGCUCUAUUCAAGAGGCAAUGAAGAGGAGGACUCGAGUGGCUUUGAACAUGUUUUCUCAGGUGAAAUCAAAAAAGGCAAGGUCACUGGCUUCCAUAACUGGAUCCGCUUCUAUAUGCAGGAGAAGGAGGGCCUGGUUGACUAUUACAGUCACAUCUACGAUGGCCCGUGGGAUUCUUACCCUGACGUGUUAGCCAUGCAGUUCAACUGGGAUGGCUACUACAAGGAGGUGGGCUCAGCUUUCAUCGGCAGCAGCCCUGAAUUUGAGUUUGCGCUCUACUCCCUGUGCUUCAUUGCGAGGCCAGGCAAAGUAUGCCAGUUAAGCCUGGCUGGCUAUCCCUUGGCCAUCCAGACGUAUCCCUGGGACAAGUCCACCUAUGGAAAUGGCAAGAAAUACAUCGCCACGGCCUAUGUGGUGUCUUCUACUCGAUAGAGCUUGGAGCCCUAUGGGGCAUGAGAGCAGUGAGAGUUUCUGCAGGAUGCAGGGGCUAUCUGCUCUGGGCUGCAGGACGCUAGAGGAGACUGAGAGGGAUUCCCAAGUCUAGAAAUGCCCUUAUGGUUAACAGAGAAAAGUACAAAUAAGAAAAAUGGAGAGGAACAGUAAAAUCUUUGUGCUCCAGCAUUUUGGAAAGAGAGUCCAGACAGAGAAGAUGGGAGCCCUCUGUGGCCCUUGGCCCUGAUGGGAGGGGAAACCAGAGACAAGUCCUUGACCUCUCUAGGCCUCAUGUUUCUUUUGACUGUAAAGGGAAGGGGUUUGCCCCCUUUCUUCUUUUUGGAGUUGGUGAGAGGGCAAACCUGAUGAUAUCAUUACUGUGAAGGUGUUCUCAAUUGUUCUUAAAAAGAACAGCAGAUAAGAAUUCAAGGUCACUAUAAUGGCUGUUAUCAUACACAGCUUUGCAAACUGCAAUUCAGCCCUAUGUUGGGGCCUCAAAGAACUCUGACCAUGGAAAUCAAGCAGUGGGUAGUUGGUCUUUUCUUGGGUUAUAGUGUCUCAGGACAGGGUCUGGGAGAACUCUGAUGCUUGAUGGAGAGGAGAGUGGGUUGAUGCAGUGAGUGAGCUUGGGAGGGAGUGAACUUCUCCAGGCUAGCUCAACAACUGCAUCAAGAAGCUUUCUACUUGUAGAUGUUAGUGUGGGUACAGAGGUGUAUUUCGAUCCCACAUAGUUUGUGAAAGAGUUCCCCAAAUAGGAGGAAGAAAGGAACUUGGAGCUUGGUGACAUUAACAAUUAUUUUAAGGCUAAUCCAGUAGCUGUAAUUUGCUGGAAUUACUCCAGAUUUAAAGACCAGGGAGAGUGGAGCUCCCUGUUCCAACCUCAAUUAUGCAUUUCUCCUCCUGUGGCCUUAGGGAGAACCAGACACUGUCCCACAGAACUAGGCUUGAACUAUGGUUUACAGGGUUCGAGUCUCCAAUUAAAGUCAUUAAGAAAAGUUGAAA
This is a messenger RNA of Neogale vison (American mink), 2347 nucleotides long. RefSeq names its product endonuclease, poly(U) specific (gene ENDOU). Gene Ontology annotation, molecular function: RNA endonuclease activity; polysaccharide binding; scavenger receptor activity. Lineage: Eukaryota; Metazoa; Chordata; Mammalia; Carnivora; Mustelidae. The record is from RefSeq and is a predicted model, not a curated record. Bases 104 to 1345 code for a protein of 413 amino acids. Gene Ontology annotation, biological process: immune response. The transcript is spliced from 10 exons.